Molecule: messenger RNA, 1242 nt
Organism: Hypanus sabinus (Atlantic stingray)
Lineage: Eukaryota; Metazoa; Chordata; Chondrichthyes; Myliobatiformes; Dasyatidae
Exons: 3
Coding region: 1-1242 (413 amino acids)
Source: RefSeq, a predicted model, not a curated record
AUGGGAGGCCUAGUCCCAAAUAGACAUUCCAACAGGCCCAAGCUUACCUGGGGGAGGAGAGAGAAUGAGACACGCAGGCACAGACCGAGCAAGAGAGAAAGAGAAUGGGGGGAUGAGAUCAGAAAGGGGGAGAAGGACCACUCCUCCUUGUUUUCCCCUCACACCUCCCCAAUUCCCUUCCCUCACCUUCACCCCUCCCUCCCAACUCCCCUUCACAUCAUUACCCACUCCCACCACUCUCCCCAACCUACUCUCCACUCUCAGACACCUCUACCUCCUCAGCUCUCACCCCUUUGGCCUCCCCCUCCAACCUCACUACUCGCAAUUCCCCCUCCUCCACACAUCACUCCCCUCCCUCAACCCUCCUCCCCACCCCUCCCCCUCACUUCCCAUCUCCUCUCUCCCUACCCCUCCCCUCAACACUCACCACUUUCAAUUCUCCCUCCUCCACUUCACCCCUUCUCCUCACCCUCACCUAUCACCCCUCCUGCCUCCCUUACACCCCUUCCCCUCCACCACACCCUCAUCACUCAUUCACUCCUCACCACUUCCCACACCCCUCACCCUUCCCCUCCCACUCACUCCAUCCCUCUCCCACCUUUUCCUCCCCUCUCACCCUCAACACACCCCCCUCCCCUCAUCCUCCCAAAUCCCACAGCCCUCACUUCCACUCCCCCUUCCUCACCCUCCCACUUCCCCCUCGCCCUCUACCCUCCUCUCCUCCCUCUUCACCUCUAUGCCUGCCCCAUCUCCCUUCCCCUCAACCCUCUUCCCUUCACCCCUCUGCCCCUCCCCCUCUCCCUGCCCUUCUUUUACUCCUUCCCUCCUCCCUUCAACCACUCACAAUUGCCCCUCCCCCACCCCUCCACCUCCCACACACCUCUUUCCCUCCACUUCACCCUCAUCACUCAUUCUCACUUCUCACCAAUUCCUACCCCCUCACCUCUUACCCUCAGCCCUCUCCAUCUCCCCCACUCCAUACCCCUCUUCCCUCCACUCCCCCUCCCACUUCCAAUCCCUCCCCUCUUCACUUUACCCUCAUCCCCUGCCCCUUCCUUCAACCCCUGCCCCCUCUACCCCACUACCCCCUCUCUCCCUCCUCUACUCCCCACCACUCUGCUCCCCUCUUCCACUCCGCAUCUCCCCCUUUUGGCCCCCCUCACCCACCCGACCCUACCCCAAACCCCCACUACCCCCUGCCGCUCUCCCCACCACCUCUACCCCUCCCCCUUGCACUUUUAG